Cucumis melo (muskmelon) is the source of this 3590-nucleotide messenger RNA. RefSeq lists its product as uncharacterized. The coding region runs from base 431 to 2281 and encodes 616 amino acids. The transcript is spliced from 10 exons. The record is from RefSeq and is a predicted model, not a curated record. Lineage: Eukaryota; Viridiplantae; Streptophyta; Magnoliopsida; Cucurbitales; Cucurbitaceae. Gene Ontology annotation, molecular function: phosphoprotein phosphatase activity.
AUCUUUUAUCCAAGAAUAACGCUUCGCAACCUACGAUGAAAAAAGAUCUCAAGGGGCGGGGCGGGGCGGCUCGCGGGAGUUCUAACUUCUACUUCAAAAUUCUCUCAGUUUCUCAUUCAAAUCCUUUCGUCUCUUCUUCUUCUUUUGCAAAAUUGGAACCAAAUUCUUUGUUCUUCUUUCAGAUCCUGACCACUUUCACCUUCUCAGGUUUACAACGAAGUCAAAGGAUGGAAUUCUGGAAUAAUUAACACCAUAUACCUUCACAAGCUCACUAGUCUUAGGCUUUGAGGAAGACAGGUUCAGAAUUAUGGUGGUUAAGGAAGUUCUUUGACUGAGAAUGUUAAGAUUUCUAGAAGUGUUCAGAUUUUUCCUUUGAAAUUCAUUUCAUCAGCGGAGUUACUCUAUCAUAGAUUAGACUUUAGAGCAGGUGAUGGAAAUGGCCGUUUGCGAUGCAAAAGCUAGUUUGGAAAAGAAAAGGAAACGAAAGCAGAGAAGAAGAGGUAAGACCACCAGAGACGAUAACAAAGGUUGCAAUCCUGCUGAAGAUAAUGCUUCAGUAGAAAAUAAUGUUUCUCAAGAAUCUCUAAAUGGAAUGUGCUUGAACAUGGUCCCAGAAAUGAGGCAAUCUCAGUUAGAAGUAAAUUUGUUAGGAGAAAAGAAUCAGGAGAAGCACGAUGAUUUACAAUGUGGAGAAGCUACUGGAAUAUCUGUCUUGACCCCCUUGAAUGUUGAAAUUCUUAAAGAAGAUGACGAGACAUCUACUUCCCCAAAUGUAGACUUUUGUUUGGCAGAAGGGAAGGAAAAUUCUUCAGUUCCCAAGGAUCCAGAUGGGAACGGUACUAAUAUGGUUAAAAGAGAUGAUGAACGUACAGAGACCAUGGAUCAUUCAGCUCCUUCAAGCCAUGUUGAAUCCCAAAGGACAAGGAAAAAAAGGCGGCGGCGUAGAAAGAGGAAGUCGGUAGAAUCCCCUAAAAAAUGUUUGGAAACCAAUAUGGAGGAUGAAAAUAAAGUUUCUCUAUUGAUCCAUUCUCAUGAAGAGGAGACAAAUAACCACCCUAAAAAAUUUGUAGUAGAAGAGGUUAUGAAUGGUGUUCUGUUGGAAGAAUCAGUUGACUGCACAAUUAGUAAAAAAACAGAGUUGGUGUCUGCAAAUAUCGAGGAAAGUUCCAUGGUUGUUGCAGGUCCUAAGAAGUCCAAGGAUUUCGAAAAUGUUAAGAUGGUUAAAGAAGAUGAUGGCUGCUUAGAGACUAAGUAUUCCUUGGCUCAAUCAAACAAUGAUGAUAACCCUGGCAAAAGAAAAAGAGAGGUAACAAUAGCAAAAGGUCGAAGAGGCAGAAAAUUUGCAGAUACCUUUGAAGAAAGUUUGAAUUUUUAUGUGAAAGACACUAAGAAAGAUGCUGCAUUCAACUGUGUAAAUGAAGAGGGUGCAACUAGUAUGCAUGAGCAUUCUACCACCACCAAGAUAGUAAAAGAUGUAAUGGUGGAAGAAGUGUUAGUCAACUGUUCUGUGGGUGCCCAUACAUCAGAUGUGAAGGAGAGAGAGGAAACCAUAAAGAAGAAGGUUCCUCAUUCGUUGGCCUGUGAUGCAACAAAUGAUAACAUCAGUGCAACUGGUUUGUCAAAGAAAAAACUUCUCAUACUUGAUGUAAAUGGACUGCUCGUAGAUUUUGUUCCAUAUUUUCCAGAUGGAUAUACUCCAGACUUCGUUAUAUCACGCAAAGCAGUGUUUAAGAGGCCCUUCUGCGAUGAAUUCCUACAGUUUUGUUUUGAGAGAUUUGAAGUGGGGAUAUGGUCAUCGAGAACCUGGAGGAACCUGGACAUGUUAGUAAGGUUUCUUAUGAGAGAUUCCAGACGCAAGCUACUUUUUUGCUGGGAUCAAUCACACUGUACUACUACAAGGUUCACCACUAUUGAAAAUGAUAGGAAGCCCCUUGUUCUGAAGGAACUGAAAAAAAUAUGGGAAAAUUUGGAACCAUAUCUUCCAUGGAAAAAGGGGGAGUUCAAUGAGUCGAAUACUUUAUUGUUGGAUGAUUCACCGUACAAGGCCCUACGUAAUCCACCUAAUACUGCUGUAUUUCCCACUUCAUAUCGGUACAAGGACAGUGAUGAUACAUCAUUAGGGCCUGGUGGUGAUCUUCGUACUUAUUUGGAGGGUGUUUACGCGGCAGAAAAUGUUCAAAAAUAUGUUGAACAGAAUCCAUUUGGUCAAAAACCCAUAUCUGAAUCUAGUCCAUCUUGGAAAUUCUACCGUAAGAUUAUAGAGAGUGAGCAGGAAAGAUGAUGUAGGUGUUCAUUGGCUCACAUAUGAAGUCCGCUCUAACUUCCCAAGUAAAUGUAGCUUUUAUGAUCUGGAAUCGUUUCUGCGACACGAUUCCCACAUGCUGGUGAUUAGUUCUCAUGAAAGACGUGGCCAUAUAUUUAAAAAUUGGUUCACAUGAUUAUUUGCUAUAUAGUAGUUCAUCCUCUGCCAUAGUUGGAUAACCGUUGCUUAGCUUUCAAGAUUAGAAGAGCCAGCCUUUGAUCCCUUCUAUAUACUUCGUUAGUUUUAUGUUUCUUUGUGGCCAAUUUUGUCAACUAAUCCGGUGAGUACAGAUUCACCGUUUUUCUUAAUGAUAUUUACUUUUAGUUGUAGAUUACGAGCACACAGAGAGUUUUUACUUGCUAGAAAUACGUAGCUAGAAAUUGAGUUUACUCUAGUCAAAAUGUUGCAUUGUAUUUGUAAUUUGUAUAAACGUUUACGGCUUGUAGUUUGAAAUUUGUUUCUGACGAGGGAUGGAAGAUUCAAAGCAAUGAUCUGACAAUGUAAUUUCAUUCAUUUUAGACACUUUUGUUGUGUAUUUUGUCGCUUAUGAAGGUUAAUUCGUACAAUGUUUGGUUAUCUCAUAUAUCUUUGCAUUUAGAAAAAAAAUUGACUUUGACGUAUACUUUCAUUUCUUGCUUUCAAACUUCUUCGAUCAGGUUCUGAAGAGAAAAAUAAAUCCUUGGAUGCAUUCUAGGGAAUUUCAGCUAUGCUGCAUCUAAGUAUUGAUGCGGUUCUGAAUUAAGGUCAUCAUUGAAGCUUCUGCUGAUGAUUGACAUUGACAAAUGUGGGAGAAUUCGUCGGACAUGACUCUCAGCUUCUAAAGAGUGAUCAAUUCAAGGGAGCAGCUCGGUUAAGGCCCAAUAAGUGCUAUUCAUCGCCACACUUGGCAAGAGAGAAGAGGCUCAUCCCAAGUCAUCAUUGUGGGAAAUGGAAUGAGACUUGAAAUUGAGAAAUUUUUGAAAAUCCCUCUUGAAUUAUUCUUUUUGAAGUGAUUGUUCUUUUGGAAAAAUUACUGCUUACACACUGGUUAUAAGAGUUUCUAAAUAGUGUUUUUAGUGGUUAAAAAGUUUCAUCAUGAAAGUUGAUCAUUAAAAACUCAGCAUUAUGAAGUCAGUAGGUUAUUCUUAUGAACUAUUUGACACAUGAUGUUGAUAGAGGAUUGAACUUCCAAUCUCUAGGAAAGAAAGCAUUGAACUUCCAAUCUCUAGGAAAGAAAGUAUUGUCAAUUGUUAUUGAGCUAAGAUUACUUUGAUUUAUGCACUAUAAUAUUUGAUUGUGAUUCUAUGUA